Molecule: messenger RNA, 3751 nt
Organism: Oncorhynchus mykiss (rainbow trout)
Lineage: Eukaryota; Metazoa; Chordata; Actinopteri; Salmoniformes; Salmonidae
Source: RefSeq, a predicted model, not a curated record
UCAUUAACAGGGAUGUAAACACAAACAUUUAGAAAAAUAAGCUUUUUGUGCCUAUGGAACGGUUCUGCAAUAGAUCACCUGGUGAAGAUUCAUGCGUCGUUUCCAUGGAGUUGUUUUUACACGCUUGUUGUUGAUUGGUCAAAGGAAAUAUGGCCGCAGAAUAAACAUUCACAGCGAUUGGAUUUUGGUGUUUGUUGAUUAACCAAUGAAAAUAGGUGCUUUGUACAAACUGACGCAUGUCCAGGAAGUUUUGAGGUUUGUUUGGGGGUGAAAAGUCUGGGAUAUUCUUAAUAUUUUCUUCGAAAUUUACAGAAUAAAUUUUUGGAAGCAAGCAAACAUUUAACUAUUUUGAAGUUUGCAUGUUUGUUAUUUACAGAACAUUGUUGAACCCCUGACUGAGCCAACAUGGAUUCCUCUCCAGUACUGCGUCAGCAAUGUCAGAACACAGUCCUGAACGACCAUUCAAGUCUCAACAGAAUGACAGCAGACACAAAGCCAGGCUCUAAACACCCAUCUGUACCCCGUCCUUCCAAACACCUCUCUGUACCCCAUCCUUCCAAACACCCCUCUGUACCCCAUGGCCAUCCUUCCAAACCGGGGCCUGAGAACAAGGACCCAGCAGCAGCCUCAGACGACGGUCCUAAACUCACGAUAAGACCGCUGGGCAUCAGCAGGCUCCCAGUGCUGGCCAAGUCCCUGCCCCUUAAGACUCCCUCUGACUUCACGCGGUCACACAAGAGAUGGGAGGACAACUCUCUAGCGGGUAAAGCCAAGAGGAUGAAACCAAGCACCAAGCCUGUGCCUUUCAACUUCUCUAAUCUCAAGGCCAACCGAAAGGGGGUACAGAACCAGAGGGGACCGCUGGCUGCUACUGCAAGGGCUGGUGCUCAACCAACCCAACCUAAAAGUACUUUUAGCAAUGCUGCCCAUCUAAAAACAAGACCCACAAUAACCACUACCCAACUGCCCAGUAGCAUCCCAGCCAAUCAUAACAAGGCCCAAUCAAAGUCAACAAUAGCGCUUGCUGCUCAUCUAAAAACAAGACCCACAACAACCACUGCCCAACUGCCCAGUAGCAUCCCAGCAACUCAUAACAAGGCCCAAUCAAAGUCAACAAUAGCGCUUGCUGCUCAACUAAAAACAAGACCCACAACAACCACUGCCCAACUGCCCAGUAGCAUCCCAGCAACUCAUAACAAGGCCCAAUCAAAGUCAACAAUAGCGCUUGCUGCUCAACUCCCAACAAUUGCACUACACUUGGCAGCUAGAAAAGCAGGCUCAGGGCCUGGCGGGAUCUUGUCACAGCAAAAUAGAGAGUUGGGGAAGCCUCAUCAGACCCAGGCUCCCAGUGCUGCCACCUCCAUGUCUUUGUCUCAACAUCCCAAACAGUCUUCUUCAGAAACUCUAUUGCACGUACCUGGAUUGGGACAACUUUCCAGACCUCCCAGUUCAUUUGCUCUCGGCUCAGGUCUUUCGUCCAGUGCUUUCUCAUUUAGUAGUGCCUCCACUGCCUCAGCCCAGCCCACUGCCCUCAGUACGGAAGCCUGUGGUGGCCAUUUUGACAUGCUCAGCAUGAAAGAUCCUUCCAUGCCUGGGCAGUUACCAAGUAGUAGCACUGGGAGUGUGGAGGCUGCCUUCCACUCUGACCCCUCUGCCCUAUGUAGUAUCCUCCAGAAUGAGGGAAUCGGUGCAGCCAGGGUUUUUAUGUCCAGCCGUCCCUCUACACAAGCCUAUAACAACAUGCCCCAGAGAGUGUCCAUCAUGAAGAAUGGUCUGAGGACAGUGCCCUCUGCUGGUCCUGUCAGGAAUGUAAAGUUGUCUCCGGCCCUGGGCAACAUCCUGCAAACUGAAGGGGUCGGCUCCCCUCUGGAGCUGGAGAGGGUAUCUGUCAUGAAGAGUCACCAGACGACAGCAGCUUCUGCAGGUCCCGUAAGGUCUGUUCAGUUCUCCCCUGAGCCUUCAUCCCUCAACAGCAUCCUGCAGGAUGAAGGGGUCAGCUACUCUCUCCAGCCCCAAAGAGUGUCUGUCAUGAAGAGUCACAAGAAGUCAGCAGCCUCUGCAGGUCCAGUACGGCGUGUUCAGUUCUUCCCAGAUGCUGCAGCCCUCGGCAGCAUCCUGCAGAAAGAAGAGGUGAAGGCUGGGACACCCCUGGAAGCCACACCCCAGCGCACCUCUGUCUGUCCAUCUGGCAGGGGCACCUCCAUCUACACUGCACAGCGAGUACCCAUCACAAAGUGGCACACUGAAGCUCCUGGAGAACCUAUGGUGACAUCAAUCAGCCUGACCCCAGCCUUAAAGUGGACACCCCAGCGGGUCCCUGACACAAGGCAUCAGCCCAUGUCCAUGGAGGUUGUCCAGACAUUGUUUAAGGAGACUGAGGAGGAAGAACAGACAGACUGUGUGGUGUUGGAUCAAGACCCUGCUGAGACACGAGCAGACCAACAGCUGGCGAAGGAGGAGAAGCAAAGUAACACAGGAGGACGACUCCAGACUUUCUUCCAAGCCGCACACAGAGAAUCAGUCAUUUUCUUCUCAACUGGCAAGAAGCUGCACAGACCAGCUCCAGCACAUGAACAGGAGAGCCCUGUGGCCGGAUUUCUGGAGCGAGGUGGGCCCAUGGAGCAUUGUGCUGCAGGAGGACAGGAGGCGAUGCACCUCCUCCCUCUGCAUCCAAAGUUAGACAGAGCCUCUGCACCAGAAAUCCCGGAAGUCACAGCUGCAGCCACAGAUCUGACCAGGUUGACCAACCUCUCAGCUUUUGUCCCCCUGCGCCAGCCCAGAGGUAGUAUUAUGUUCCCAAAGAGCGGUGCUCUGAGUUCUGCUACAGCCUUGCUCCGCCGGCGCCUCCCUCCUCUGAAGGAGCUACGUCUGGAUGAGGAGGUGGCCACCUACACCUCCUCCUCCUCCCCAGCCCUACCUCCCUCGUCAUCCUGGCCCCUGCAGACCCGCUGUGGAAACCCUGUAGCAGCAGCCCUGCAUCUCCAGGACUACACUUUUUUUCGGCCAAUUAUCUUGGACCCCUCAUCUACUUCCUCCUCCUCUCCUCUCCGGGAGAGAUAAUGACUCAUCACUGUUUUAUGUUUUGAGUCUGGUCUAGUUUACUGAUAAGAAGAGACCCAUAAUGGAUUGUUAAGCUACGUCUUUAAGGAGUGUGUUAAUGUUUGUUUUCCGAACCCUGUUAUAGCCAGAUUUGCUGUCACACUUACAAAAUAUCUAUUACUGCUCCAAGUAGCUACUUUUCCAAAACAUAACAUGUUCAAUAAUGUAUCAAGUUAGAAACAUUUUUACCACAUUGGCAUGCACUGGCUAUAUAAUGCUACUAAUAAUUUUAUUUCUGACAGUAUUACAGUAUGCAAAAUAUCCAAGAAUGAGACAUUUCUACAUUUUGAUUGGAAUCAGAAACUAAGUGAAUGAAUUGAUGUCCAGAAAUCAAAUGUUGGUGGGUACCAGUGAUUGAAAUCUAUGAUUUUGGAGUAGGCUACUGAACCUAUUGGAGUAGGCUACUGAACCUAUUGGAGUAGGCUACUGAACCUAUUGGGAAUUGUUAACUUGAUCAAUGUUGCAAUAAAAUGUUUUUUUUUUUUUUACAGCUUUCAAAAAUACGAAAGUAAAAUUUUCAUUUUUUUUUUAAUGUGUAUUAUGUUUGCAUUUUUUCAUUGUGUGUGUGUAUAGUGACAUAGUUCAACACUAACUAAAUGAGGCCCAAAUCAGAUUGUCUAGAUUUGUUUAUAAUAAAUGUAUAUGAACUUUC